Sphaeramia orbicularis (orbiculate cardinalfish) is the source of this 2010-nucleotide messenger RNA. RefSeq names its product basal body-orientation factor 1-like. Lineage: Eukaryota; Metazoa; Chordata; Actinopteri; Kurtiformes; Apogonidae. The record is from RefSeq and is a predicted model, not a curated record. Bases 1 to 1824 code for a protein of 607 amino acids. The transcript is spliced from 11 exons.
AUGCCCAAGAAGAAAGCCUCCAAAGUGAAGAGGGCGAAAGCCGGUAAAGGGAAGAAAGAUGGGAAGCAGGAGUCAAAGGCAGACAAGGAGACAGACUUCGAGAAGGCCAAAGCUAACGCUGCCCUGUGGGAGCUGAGGUUAAAGGUCACCGACCAGUCGCUCGUGCAGCACCGUGACUCUUGCCGGAAAUUGGCACGCGCCAAUGAAGAGCUCACAAACCAGCUGUUUCGCAUGGAGAAGGAAACCAUCGACAUGACCGGGUUUUUUAAGAGGCAACAUGAUGCAAAAGAAGAGAAGAUAAAUAUGCUGGUGGAAAGCCUCAAAAACCAAGAGAUACUUGCAGGUGAACAGCAAAAUAAACUGGUUGAAGAUUACACGUUUCAAAUAAAUGAGAUGAAGGAUCUGUUCAAGAGGAGAUCCAAUGACUUCAACAUGAUUGAAGACGGAAUGAGGAAAAUUAAGGAGUUUCAGAAGCGGAAAGCUGAGAUGGAACAGGAGCUGAGUGAUAUUACAGAAAGUAUGGAGAUUGCUAACAAAGAGCAUAGAGAAAACCUUAACAAAAUGGAGUAUAAAUUCUUCAAGGAAAAGGCUCGCUUGGAGAGAGAAGCUGAGCAAACGAUAGCCCUGGUUGUGGAGAAGGCCCACAAUGAAGCCGUUGUUCAGCUGGAUGAUGCCUCACGAUCAGUUUUUAAGGAGAACGUACGCCUGAAUGAAGCGCUUAAACAUCAUACAAGGGAGGCAGAUGAGUUGCAGAAACUGACAGAUUCCCUGGUUAAGGAAAAUGCCACCCUGACACUGGACAAGAAUGCGUAUGAGGUGAUGGCAAAGAAGAAUACUGUUCAGAUGAAAGCUCAAGAAGAGGAGCUAUCUAAACUGAAGACUAAAGUUACCUCCCUGGAGCAGGCUCUCAGGCAAAAAGCAGAGGAAUCUGAGCGGGAGCAGGAAAAACAAAAGAAGAUGAUGUCGGUUAUGACCCAAGCCAGUCAGGUAGAGUUGGUGAAAAUGCAGAAAGUGCUUGCCAUGCGGGAAAAGGAACUGGGGCACAUCAAACGUCUAGCAGGCACCAUCGUCAAGCAGCGGACAGAGCUGGAGCAGUUCUUCCAUGAGGCACUGGCUCAGGUGAAGCAUGAGAUCAUGGCCAGCAGGUCACAAUACAAAAAGGAGGCUCUACAGGCCUAUCGUUGGACACUGAGAGGAGCCACAGAAGGAAAGCUCAAGUUUCCACCAAUACGCACCUUCCAUAAAGGCCCUCACAGCACCAACUCUGUCUACUCAGACAUGGAGGCAGCAGCUAGGUGGACACAUCGACCUGGCAGCAAUAUUGAAAUCUCAGAGCUUACUUGGGAGCAGAAGGAGCAAGUUCUGAGGCUUCUCUUUGCAAAAAUGAAUGGACAGACACAAAGAAAAACCAGCCAACAUUUGGUUUUGUCUGCCUCCACUGAGAAGAAGAACCUUACUGACAAAUUAGAGAGGAGACGUCCCAAGCGACCUUCAUCACCCAGGCGCCUGAGUCCGUUCUGCCCUCGAAUCCAAACAGCCUACCGGAUAUGCAUCCCACAUGACCUCUGUGUCGCCUCUUCAUCGCACAUCGCUCGCUGCAUUGUUUGCGUCUGCUUUAUAAGCUUCCCACAGACUGGAGAAUACAACAUGUUUGCUUCUGCUUGCAAUAAAACCCUUACCACGUGUGUGUAUAUAUGGCUUAUGAGUACUGCCCUUUACAUAUUACACUUCUUAGAAUUUUUUACAACUCAUUUACAUAUUUUUGUUCAUAGGCCUCAAUUUAAAGUGACACUGACCACAAAAACAAAUACGCAAGAAAAAUAAUACACUAAAUGAUCAGAAACACACACAAUACAAUGUGUCUCACAGGUGAGCUUCAUUUAUAAAAGAGGGAUUUGUACAAUAUUGUGAAAAUAAACAAUGUAGUGGAAGAAAUAUAGCUCUGUACAUGUCGUUUGGACGGAUUAAGUGUUGGCCAUAUCAUAUACAUACAUAUAUAUAUAUAUAUAU